Molecule: messenger RNA, 744 nt
Organism: Triticum turgidum subsp. durum (durum wheat)
Lineage: Eukaryota; Viridiplantae; Streptophyta; Magnoliopsida; Poales; Poaceae
Source: the annotation of a GenBank genome assembly
AUGACUAAAGAUGAAGCGCUCGUAGCUCAAGACGGAGAUAAUGAUAUUCUUACAAAACUUUGUUCACAAAAGUUUCUUCGGUUGUCCAUAGAAACUAACCGAUCACAAUCAGGUGAUCUAGAUUGGACAUCUCUGCAGGCGCAACAAUCGGUGAGAACAUUAAUCUCAACUAUUCAGAUCAAGAUGAAGCCUGGUGAUUCAUUGGUUACCUUCUCAAGUCUACGAGUCCAAUAUAUAGAAGCUGCAGAUGUGGCUGCACUGGUUGAAUCAUUGCAUCAACUCAAGCACUUGAGGUAUCUGGCACUAUUAGAGACUCAUAUUUCUGUACUCCCUGGGAACAUUGGCAAGAUGAAACUAUUACAAUUCCUUGACCUUCGUGGAUGCACAAAAUCGGUGAAUCUUCCUGAUAGCAUCGUGAUGCUUAGCCAGCUACAAUUUCUUUACAUUCCCAACAUACAUAUGAUACCUAGAGGGUUCCGUGGUCUGACAGACAUAAGGAAACUAAUUGGGUUUCCAGCCCACAUGGAUGGUGAUUGGUGCAGUUUGGACGAGUUGGGGCCUCUUUCCCAACUCAAAAAUCUUUUCUUAAAUAAAUUGGAAAAUGUAUCUGCUGCCUCAUUUGCUGCUAAUGCUAGGCUUGGUGAGAAGAUGCAUCUUAUCGAACUAUUCUUGUGGUGCACCAGCAGACUAGGAGACAAUGGAUUGAUCAAAGAGAACCAAGGUGUCUCUGAAGAAGAGCAGUGA